AUGGGUACACAUGCGAGAGGCAGCAGGAGCAGCAGAAGCUCAAGCACGCGCAGCAACAAGAACCGCCGCCGCCGCAGCAGCAGCAGCAGCAGGAACUGCAGCAGCAGCAGGAACUGCAGCGGCAGCAGAGGCGGUAACGGCAGCUGCAACACUGUCAGCAGCAGCAGCGGGACUAAGCAAAAAGUUAGAUCAAGGAGACACAACAGCAGCAACAGAAGCAGCAACAGCGGAAGCAGCCGCAGCAGCAACGACAACAGCAGCAGCAGCAGCAGCAACAGCAGCAGCACGGAAACGCAAGACUGCACGUCGGAUGGUGCCGUCAGGGGUGCUGCAGUCGAAAGUGCUGGUGCAGCAGCUGCAGCAACAGAGCCUGCUGCAGCAUUACAGCCAGCUGCUGCAGCAGAGUCUGUCGCAGCAGUAGGGCCAGCUGCUGCAGCAGGGCCAGAUGCUACAGCAGCAGAGCCAGUUGCUGCAGCAGGGCCAGAUGCUGCAGCAAUAGAGCCAGCUGCAGCAGCGCGGCCAGAUACUGCAGCAAUAGAGCCAGAUGCAGCAGCAGAGUGUGCUGCAGCAAUAGAGCCAACUGCAGCAGCAAGGCCUGAUGCUGCAGCAGUAGGACAAACUGCAGCAGCAGAGCCUGAUGCUGCAGCAGUAGAGUCUGAUGCUGCUGCAGGGCGUGAUGCUGCAGUGACAGGGCCUGAUGCUGCAGCAGCAGCGAGCGAUGCAGCAGCAGAUCCUGCUGCAGGUGCUGCUGCAGCAGCAGAGCCUGCUGCAGCGUCAACUGCAGCAUCAGAACCCACUGCAGCAUCAACUGCAGCAGCAGAGUCUACUGCAGCGUCAGCCGCAGCAGCAGAGCCUGCCGCAGCACCAACGGCGGCAGUAGAACCUGCUGCAGCAGAACUGUCUAAAGCAGCUGAGCCUCCAGCAGCAGCAGCUGCUGCUGCAGCAUAUCGAUCAGCAGCAGAAAAAGCAGCAGCAACAGAUGAUGCUGCAGAUUUUGUCGAGACAGAAAUGAACGUGGCAGAUGAGGCCGAUGCAGCCGCAGCAGCAGCAGUGCCUGCAGCAGCAACAACAGCAGCAGGUGUAGCUCCGUCUGCAGCAGCAAAAGUGUCAAGGAUUGAGCCUUGUGAGCAGCAGCGGGAUGCAGCACCUCGAUGUAAAUCAGCAGCAGCAGCAGCAGCAGCAGACGCUUCAACGAACAGCAGUAUAUGUGGCGAUAGCUGCAGCAGGGAGUCUUCAGCAGCAGCAGCAGCAGCAACGCCCACAGCGGCUGCACUGAGCGCUGCAGCAGACACUGACGGACAAAAUGGAGCCCCCAGCAGCUCUGUUCUUUCCUUUCUGUCUCGCAGCAGCAGCAACGCCAGCGUUAACGGGAACAGCAAGCAGCAGCAGCAGCAGCAGCAGCAGCCGCUGCUUUCUUCUGCCAGCCGCAUGCUGCUUAGUGUGGGACGGCGCCUCGGGAGCGGCAGCAUUGCUGCAGCGGAGAGUGCAGCAGCAGCAGCAGCUGCUGCUGCUGCUGCGGCUCUUGUGGGAGAGGCAGGCAGCAGCAGUAGCAGCAGCAGCAGCAGCAGCAAAAGCGGCGGAGCAGCAGCAGCAGACUGCUACACUGUGCAGCUGGAGCACGAACUAGCCGCUCUCAAGGAGCAGGUGAGCGUGUACAGACAGGCGCUGCUGCUGCUGCCGCCUUCCUCUCCACAGCCUGCUGAGGUGUAUGGGGACCUCCGAGCAGCAGCAGAAUGUGUCGUGAGGAACCUCAGAAGUCUAGGCUUCCUUGCAGCAACAGCAGCAACAGCAGCAGCAGCAACAGCAGCAGCAGCAGAUACAGCUGCACAGGACGCAGCAGCUGGCGAUUCAGCUGGUGCUGCUGAUGCAGUACAAGAUCGUCCCAAGAGGGACUCGAGUGGACCGUUUGAAGAGCAAGCAGCAGCAGCAGCAGCAGCAGCAGCAGAGGGGCAGCAGCAGCUGCAGCAGCUGCUAGUAGAUGCAGUGGAGCAAGCCCUUGCUGCGUCGCUCUCAUGUAACGCGACGCCGCCUUCGCCGCCUCAGCAGCAGCAGCAGCAACUGCAACAGCAACUGGAGCAGCUGCAGCAGCAGCUCGAAACCGAAAGGCAGAAGCAUGACACUGAGCGCGUGCUGCUGCUUCAGAAGCUGCAGCAGCAGCAGCUGGAGGCGGAGCAGCAGCGCGACAUUAACGAGCGACAGGCCAAACAACUCAUGCAGCUUACACUUAUGGUGACGCAGAUGAAGACGGAGGCGGACGAACACAAGCAGCAGCAGCAGCAGCAGCAGCAGCAGGGACAGGAGCAGCAGCAAAGAACCGAGGUGGACUCUGCUGCGGCAGGAGCUGCAGCUGCUGCUGCUGCGCCCCCACAAGUCACUGCUGAACAGUUCGAAGAACUUUGUGCAGCAGCAGCAGAGACUUUUCGACUGCGGUGUUCUGUCACUUCUCUUGAGGAAGAGCUGCAGUGCAUGCAGCAGCAGCAGCAGAGUGCUACUGCUGAGCUUGAACAGGUGCAGCAGCAGCUGCAGCGGGAACAAGAGAUGCGAGAAGUGCAGGAGCAGCAGCAGCAGCAGCAACAGGAAAAAGCCGAAGUCCAGCGGAUGGAUUUGGAGCAGGCGCUGCUGGCAGCAAGGGGGGAGCGCGACGAGCUGCUGCAGCAGCUGCAACAGCUGCAGCAGCAGCAGCAGCAGCAGCAGGACGUCGUACGACAGCUGCGGCAGCAGGUACAAGAAACAGAAGAGCAGCUGCAGCAGCUUAAGAACGAAAUGAAGCAGCAGCAGCAACUGCAGCAGCCAACGUCUGCAGCGGGGGCAGCCCAAGGCCUCCAGCGGACUCUCUCCGAAGAGCUAGCAGCAGCAGCAACAGCAGCAACAACAGCAACAGCAGCAACAGCAGCAACAGCACGAAUAACGAGAAACUCUGGCAGAUCAUCACCUGCUGCAGGGCUCAAUGCCCCUGAAGCUUUUGAACUUGAGCAGCAGCAGCUGCUGCAGCAGCAGCCGUAUAAACAGGAGCAUUCACAGCAGCAGCAGCAGCAGCUGCUGCAGCAGCAGGGCUCAUUCUCGCUUUUCGUUGAGGCUUCGCAGCGAGCGCUGCAGCAGCAGCAUCUGCAACGGCAGCAGCAGCAGCUGAAGGCGCUGCAAGCCCUCUGCGCACGGGAGAAGAAGCAGCGCGAAAAGGCCGAGGAGCAGUGUCGGCGGCUGCUUGCUGCUGCACUAGAGAACCAAGUGCUGCGCCUCCACAGGGAUGAAGCUGAUUCCCCUGCUGCUUCUUCAUCCUCCCCGCGCAGCAGCAGCAGCAGCAGAAGCAGCAGCAGCAGCAGCAGAAAUGCCUCAGCAUGGGCACGGGACACUGCGCCGACUUCUCGUCCACUCAAAGCCGCAAAUUCUUAUUCGUCGGAUCUCGACUACCUGCAGCAACGGCAGCAGCAGCAGCAGCAGCAGCAAGACAAUGCACUGCUGGCCGCAGAGCAGCAGCAGCAGCAAGGCUUGGAGCCACCAGAGGCAAAUGCCCCGCUGCUGCAGGAGCAGCUGCAGCGGCUGCAGCGGACAAACAGCAGCCUUUCUGAUGCUUUACGGGAAGCAGCAGCAACAGAGGAGGCACUUCGGACAGAGCUGCAGCAGAAGACGCGGAUUAUCAACGUUUUGCUGCAGCAGCCGCCCAAGCAGCAAAGGUGCGUUUCAGCGUCCGAGGCUCUGCGCUUAAAGACCUUGAGGUGUACAGACACUUACUACAAACUCAGCUUUGCAGGCUUGGAAAGAGCCACAGCAGUAGCAGCAGCAGCAGCAGCACCAACAGCAGCAGGUUCUGUUGCUGCUGCUUCCCCCGGCCGGCUUACGGGUUCGGACCCCUCGUUCUCCCGAGAACGUGUCUGCUUCUUACUUCUCGUUUGCGCGCAGCAUUCACUGCAGCAGCAGCAGCACGAAGACCCCCAGCAGCAGCAGCAGCAGCAGCAGCAGUUUUCGGUUGCGGAGGAGUUGCUGCCGGUGAUUCGCGAGGCUGCUGCUGGCCUGCGGGGCCGCUCUCUGGUGUCUGUACAGCUCAUUAGUGCUGCUGAAGUUGCUGUACUAAUUUUGACAGCUCACAAAAUUAAAAGUCUGCACAACCACCGAGACCCUGCCCUGGGCCGGGCCCUGCAGGGCAAAGUUGUGGCGACAGCUUUCUUCGAGCCCAGCACCCGCACGCGCUGUUCAUUUGAAGCUGCUGCUCUUCGUUUGGGGGCAGGUCUAAUUAGCAAUCCAGACUUGAAGGCUGCCAGCUCUGUCAAGAAAGGCGAAACCCUCUCAGACACGAUGAGGAUGUUUUCUUCUUACGCCGACGCGGUGGUCCUUAGACAUCCAGAAAAGGGCAGCUGUGCGUCGGUGGCUUCCCCGCAAUAUGGCUUUUGCUCUCCGGAACCCAGCAGCAGCAGCAGCAACAGCAGCAGCAGCAGCAGCAGCAACAGCAGCAGCAGCAGCAGCAGCAGCAGCGGGAACUGCGUGCUGCUGUCUGGCGGCGACGGGUCUGGAGAACACCCGACUCAGGCUCUGCUGGAUUUGUUCACCAUAGCUGAGCAGCAGCAGCAGUGGUUUGCUGCUGCAGCAGCAGCAGCAAUUCGGGGAGAGACACAAAAGACACAACAACUCUCCCUAGUCUUCUGUGGCGACCUCAGAUACGGAAGGACUGUGCACUCUCUGGCGCUGCUGCUAGCUCGCUUUGGAGUUCGCCUAACUUUCGUGCCUUAUAGUGGCUUCGAGCCUGACAGUUCGUUUUUGGAAGAAGUCAGAAGCGUCUUUAAGCAACAGGGUUUACCAGCAGACACUUUCUGCUGCACCGCCCACUCCCUCGAGUCUGUGCUGCCCCACGCUGACUUCUUAUACUUAACAAGAAUACAAACAGAAAGGAUUAAACCCUCGGGGGGCCCCCCAGAGGGGCUUGGGGGGCCCCCAACCCCAGUGGGGGCCCCCGGGGCCCCAGGGGCUCCAGGGGCCCCGGGGGCCCCCAGUGAGGCCCCACAAGAGGCUGGAAGGGGGGCCCCUGAGAUGCAGGUGACGUUGGAGUUUUUGAGGAGGUUUGCAAAGCCAACUUUGAAGGUGUUGCACCCGUUGCCUCGGAAUUGGGAGUUGGGCGAAAGUGUUGACAGCAGCAAAUUUUGUUUGUACUUUGCCCAGGCGGCCAACGGCCUGUUUGUGCGCAUGGCCCUCUUGCUUUUGACUCUUUGUCCUUAUCCCUUUCCAAAGUGCGCCAUUUGA
Molecule: messenger RNA, 5229 nt
Organism: Eimeria tenella
Lineage: Eukaryota; Apicomplexa; Conoidasida; Eucoccidiorida; Eimeriidae
Product: aspartate carbamoyltransferase, putative
Exons: 14
Coding region: 1-5229 (1742 amino acids)
Biological process (GO): amino acid metabolic process
Molecular function (GO): carboxyl- or carbamoyltransferase activity; amino acid binding
Source: RefSeq, a predicted model, not a curated record